Molecule: messenger RNA, 1227 nt
Organism: Thalassophryne amazonica
Lineage: Eukaryota; Metazoa; Chordata; Actinopteri; Batrachoidiformes; Batrachoididae
Gene: sox1b
Product: SRY-box transcription factor 1b
Exons: 1
Coding region: 118-1164 (348 amino acids)
Biological process (GO): cell differentiation; regulation of DNA-templated transcription; anatomical structure morphogenesis
Molecular function (GO): RNA polymerase II cis-regulatory region sequence-specific DNA binding; DNA-binding transcription factor activity, RNA polymerase II-specific
Source: RefSeq, a predicted model, not a curated record
AAACAGGGCGAAAAGUUGAAGAGGAUCUGAACCCGAGCCUCGCGCCUCCUUUUUAUCUGUUCCCCGGAGGAGCAGCCUGAAUGUUCGUGCGCACGUGAGUCGGCGGAGCUCAGGUGAAUGUUCAGUAUGAUGAUGGAGACGGACCUGCACUCCCCCGUGCUGCCCCAGACCAACCCGUCCCACCCGGGGGGACACGCUGGGGGAGGAGGCGGCGGCAAAGUCCCGCAGGAAAGAAUCAAGAGACCCAUGAACGCCUUCAUGGUGUGGUCCCGGGGCCAGCGGAGGAAGAUGGCCCAGGAGAACCCCAAGAUGCACAACUCCGAGAUCAGCAAGCGGCUGGGCGCCGAGUGGAAGGUGAUGACGGAGGCGGAGAAGAGGCCGUUCAUCGACGAGGCCAAGCGGCUCCGGGCCAUGCACAUGAAGGAACACCCGGACUACAAGUACCGGCCGCGCCGGAAGACCAAGACGCUCCUGAAGAAGGACAAGUACUCUCUGGCCGGCGGGCUGCUCGGCUCCUCCGCGGCCGUCGGGAUGAGCGGCCAGCGGCUGGAGAGCCCCGGCGGGGGCCUCGUGGGGGCCAACACGGGCUACGCUGCGCACGUGAACGGCUGGGCGAACGGCGCGUAUUCCGGCCAGGUGGCGGCGGCGGCGGCUCACGCAAUCAUGCAGGAAGCGCAGCUGGCGUACACGCAACACCCGGGCAACGGGGCGCACUCGCACCACCCCCCGCACCAUCACCCGCACCACCACCACCCGCACAACCCGCAGCCCGUGCACAGGUACGACAUGAGCGCGCUCUCUUACAGCCCCAUCUCGAACUCUCAGAGCUACAUGAGCGCGUCCCCUCCGGGCUACGGCGGGAUCACCGGCUACACCCACCAGCACCAGAGCUCCCCGGUGUCCGGAGCCAUAGGCGGGACUCUGGGCUCGCUGGUGAAGUCUGAGCCCAGCGUCAGCCCCCCGGUGUCCACGGCGCGCGCACCUCCGCCGCCGUGCUCCACGGGGGACCUGCGGGACAUGAUCAGCAUGUACCUGCCGGGCGGGGAUCCGGCGGGAGGAGACUCGGCGUCCGUGCAGGGCAGACUGCACGUGCUGCACCCGCAGUACUACCAGAGCAGCGGCUCGGCUCCGGUCAAUGGCACCGUCCCGCUGACCCACAUCUGACUGUGUAAAUGUAACCGACCGAAUGUUUGCUGCUGACGUGUAAAUUAAAGGCCAUAAAAAUGC